Messenger RNA from Lingula anatina, 4687 nucleotides. RefSeq names its product single-minded homolog 1. The record is from RefSeq and is a predicted model, not a curated record. Gene Ontology annotation, molecular function: protein dimerization activity; DNA-binding transcription factor activity, RNA polymerase II-specific; RNA polymerase II transcription regulatory region sequence-specific DNA binding. NCBI's taxonomy places the organism in Eukaryota, Metazoa, Brachiopoda, Lingulata, Lingulida, Lingulidae. Gene Ontology annotation, biological process: regulation of transcription by RNA polymerase II.
CUCUCCCAAGAAUUCACUUGGGCGGGCAUCCAGCACUUUGAUUAUAUUUUAACGAAGACAUUAAGUCAAACAUUUCUCCUCGUCCGGGUAUUGGUUUUCCACGGCCAUUAGAAUCAUUUGUUUAAUGACACCUGUGGUGCAUAAUAAGUAGAACCCGAUACCCAAGAAAGAGGGUGGAAUUUGUAUUGGAAGUCACCCGUGGACUCGUGCAUAUGCGAUGAAGCUCGGGAUGCUGCUGCCCCCUCGUGCGCAACUCAGCUGACCAAUCUCUGCCGAUCAUUGCGUUGGCAUUCACUAAAUGAGGAUGCACUGUAUGUCGAGUGUUGCUAGAGAGUGAGCGAGCUGAGAACCUUUAAUACUGUGUUUUGGUUGGGUUUCCAUUUUGCUAUUGAUUGCAAGCUACGGGUCUGUCAGUUGUCCGCGUCGCAAAGAUACAUGGUGUCGACCGGCGUCUUAGUCGUGAGCAGUGCCCGCUCAAGUUGAGUUUUUUGCCGGUGCCCUCCCUAAGAAGUCUGCACAAGCAGUGGACACCGGAUUGACAGACAACCUGGCUGGACGAUAUGAAGGAGAAGAGUAAGAAUGCGGCGAGAACGCGCAGGGAGAAGGAAAAUGCAGAAUUUUAUGAGCUGGCGAAGUUGUUGCCGUUGCCAUCGGCUAUCACGAGCCAGCUUGAUAAAGCCUCUAUCAUCCGAUUGUCUACGAGCUACUUAAAGAUGCGGACGGUGUUCCCCGAAGGUCUUGGCGACGCAUGGGGACGAAGAAUACCUCCGAAAAAUCCAUUAGAAAAAGAUCUGGGAUCGCAUUUGUUACAGACUCUGGAUGGCUUUAUUUUCGUGGUGGCGCCGGAUGGGAAGAUAAUGUAUAUUUCAGAGACGGCCUCCGUACAUCUCGGACUAUCUCAGGUGGAGCUGACAGGGAACAGUAUUUAUGAAUACAUUCAUCCGGCUGACCAUGAUGAAAUGACAGCCAUCUUGACUUUCCAUCAGCCUUAUCACCCCCAUAUGGUCCCAGAAUUUGAAAUAGAGCGAGCCUUUUUCCUACGGAUGAAGUGUGUUCUGGCCAAAAGAAAUGCGGGCUUAACGUCAGGCGGCUACAAGGUGAUUCAUUGUAGCGGUUACCUGAAAAUCAAACAAUUGACACUGGACAUAGCGCCUUACGAUGCGUGCUAUCAGAACGUGGGCCUGGUGGCUGUCGGUCACUCCCUUCCGCCCAGUGCUAUCACAGAGAUUAAAAUGUACAGCAAUAUGUUCAUGUUCCGCGCCAGUCUGGAUCUGAAACUCAUUUUCCUGGACGCCAGGGUUGCACGACUAACUGGUUACGAGCCUCAAGACCUGAUUGAGAAAACCAUGUACCAUUAUAUUCACGCCUGUGAUAUAUUACAUAUGCGAUACGCUCACCAUACAUUGCUCCUAAAAGGGCAGGUAACCACAAAAUACUACCGAUUCCUGGCCAAGGAUGGAGGCUGGAUCUGGAUGCAGAGUUACGCAACCAUCGUCCACAAUAGUCGCUCGUCCAGACCGCAUUGUAUCGUCAGCGUAAAUUACGUAUUAAGCGAAGUGGAAGCAAAGGAUUUACAGCUACAAGUAGAACAAACUUUGAACAAAAACGACGCUUCUGGCACAGGAGGCUCGGAGCGUCCAAAGUCGGGAAAGAGUAAAAACAGUAAAUCAAAGAGCGCGAGACGCUCUCCAUACCCGUGCACCGGCUCCUCGUGCACAAGUCCAAACAGAAGCGAAUCAGAUUAUUCAGAAAGCCGUGGGGAUAGACUGUAUGGGUAUUCAGAAGUACCUUUAACCGUCCAAGGUUAUCCGCCAUCAGUUCUUUCAUCACAGCCGACGGACUCCGACCGCGGUCCUGGCCCUGGCUGGCCGUAUUAUCCGCAUUAUAUGACGCCGGCGUACGGGAACAACCCGUACGCCUAUUCGUACCCACAAGCGUACCCCGCUCCAAUAGACGAGCGGUUCUUGCAAUCUGUUCACUCUAGUGCGUAUUCUGGACUUGUACCCGCGCAGGGGACCGCGAUGGGUUAUGGGACUAGGUUUCCUCCCGCGGCACAGAGAACUGAGCAAGAAAGCCGAGAAACCCGUAACUCGGAGACAGGAAUAGGGACAGGGGCUGGUCCACAACAGAGGUAUGACUGUCAAAUGCAAAACAAUUGCCCCAGAACCGAAGCGUUUAGUAAUUCCCCUCCUUCUUACUCCACGCCAUUUAGCAGUCGGUCAGAAUCGUCUGCCUCGGAAGUUGAAGCCUUGAAUGAAGAAUAUGAAAGGAGGAGGUCGGUCGAAAGACGGCCGGGAUCAAAAUUUGACAGUUUGGUUGAAGCAACACAGCAGUUGGUUAAAGAAGAGAGUUACAAGGCGACGAAACCAAAGUCCGGACCUUCCUCGAAUCAAACACGGGAUCUGGCGCAGCAACCUUCAGUCAUAAUGCGUUGCCCACCAGAGCAGACAUACUCUGUAUUAGAACCAACGAGUCAGGCCCGUCUUAGUGCCCUCUCUUCCUGUCAAAAAUCCGCGACGCCAUUACAAACAGACAUGAGCAAUGGGUGUGCUAACGUUACAAAUGCUCGAGCAACAAAUCUCACAAAGGAUUUCCCUUACACGGUUGGUGCUAGUAGUAUGGACCCACAUGUCCUUGGGCUGAGGACGUUACAACACAAGGAGCUGUCUCCUAUGACGGAUAUGUAUAGCAACUGUCUCAAAUCGUACGAGUCCUAUGGACAAUAUGGCGGUGGUGGCUUUGGAGGAUCUCGGUCCUUCACAAUGGUUCCACAGGCAGGGUACACUAGCGUUAUAGUCGAUACGCAGCAAUACCAAAUGGCAAAUGGCUAUGUACACUGAAAUUGUUCUUUUUGAAUUUUUUGAGUCAAAUAUGGGAUAGAUGGCGUGUUCUCGGACUGAAAAUCCGUAAAAAUUUUGAGUAGGCGGGUUACAUCCUAUGAAUGGUAAUACACAUGAAAGAAAAGGAGUUCGAUCUUCACUUACAGAUUAACGCAUAAUGGGAAAUGUUUUCUUUAAGGUGAUCCAAUAAAACGACAAGGAUUCUUUCUUAGCAUAAAUGUUUUAUCGAUAUCGUCGUACUUUUAAGUCUUUCAAUUCCGAUGAACGAUGCAAUUGAACAAACACAUGGAUUGUAAUGCAUCACACUGCAAUAUUUCUUAGCCCAAAUACUAUGCUUAAAAUGCAGCACAAAAUAAGCAGCAUUAGACCAUUAUAUAAUACACAAGAGAAAAUGGUCACAAGUUUGCCUUAUGUAUAUUUUUUAUAAAAGCUCGGUGCAUAACUUGUUUUGUAAUUUUCAUAUAUUUAUGCACUGCAGUGUAACUCUAACAUUUGCUACACUGCAAUCGCGAUGAAAUACGGUAGUUUUGGAAUUAUCAAAAAGACAGUUCUUCUUUUCAAUGAGAAAAUCAAUUUCUUGCCAGAAAUUUGUAAAACGAAUUGUUAUUUAGCGGACCAACGUACAACGCAUGUAAAUGCAAUGGGCAUAAAAAGUGUCAGUCGUAUACACACGACUUAAAAUGAAUGUUUCAAUUAAAUGAUUAUGCACAGGGUACUAUGGUGCAUUAGAAAGGUUUUAAUUUCUUGCUCAAAUGAUAUUAUCAUUCCUCUUUUAUUUAAAUAUAUUAGGAAAAUAUAGCAUACAGGAAUUAAAAUUGUAUAUUAUAUAUAGAUAGGUGUCCAGAUAUUUGUCAGUGCAUAGAAGUUGUUUGAAUUGAAAUAAUGCAUUUCUUUGGUAGUCAGAUAUUUGUGAAAAUUGGUCUCUGGCUGCAUAUUUCAGAACCCACCAUUCUUUCUUUUUCAAAAGGGUGGGCAUUGUUAACUCAGUCUUGUCGAACAAUAAUGCUACUGUUAAGGCCUAACCUGAAAAUGGUGUCCACAACACAUGUUGUCAAUUGCAAAUAAAACGCAGGUUCAUAAAAUGGGUCACUAAUUCUUCGUAUAAAUGCGUAUGUAAUCUCUGGUCUUUCUGUGUUUCUUAGGUAACCCAGAAAUUUCUAUAUGCUAUAUGAUUCAUCUUUUGCGCAUGUAUCUAAAUGUGUGUCAGCGACUUGCAAUUUCACAUAUGCAUCAUAUUGUAACCAUUUAGAUAUUUGUAUGUCAACUAGGUUUUCGUAUUUUCAAGAUUUCAAAAUUAAAUAUUCUCUCUUUGUUGCAUUUUCUCAGAAUGAUACAAGAUUUACCAUAUUUGCAUUUAAGACGUUAUUGUUGAGCGUUUCAUACUUGAUACUUAUAAUGUUAUCAAUAUUGUGGAAGCACUUCUUUUCAAGUUAUAACCAAUAUCAGCGAUUUAUUCAUCUUACUGGGAAGAUGACUUCAUAGGACCCAUCUCUGAACAUUAGAUCUAUUCAAGAUUUAAUGUAUAUUAUUUGAAGGAAUCACUUUUAUUAUUUCAUAUGAAAACGCCUUUGGGAACUCAGAUCAUUUGAAGAUAUGGCCAAUGUCAAUGAUUGAUAAAUACAUAUAUGAAUGUAUGUAAGAGGAUCUCUAAUAGUGAAUUAAGUCAAGUAUGGUAUAUUUAGUUAUAUAGCAAUCAAAUAAUUAAGUUGUCCAUUCGUGCCAAUGUGAUGUUUAAGUGAUGGUAGUAGAAUCAGAUUGCGAUGCUGUGUAACACAACUAUUAUUAAUAGAUGAUUUUUAAGUCAUUAAAUGACUACGUAUUUGAUUCAAGAAAUGCCAUGCGACUUU